Molecule: messenger RNA, 2349 nt
Organism: Trypanosoma cruzi
Lineage: Eukaryota; Euglenozoa; Kinetoplastea; Trypanosomatida; Trypanosomatidae
Product: GTP-binding elongation factor Tu family, putative
Exons: 1
Coding region: 1-2349 (782 amino acids)
Biological process (GO): translational elongation
Molecular function (GO): GTP binding; GTPase activity; translation elongation factor activity
Source: RefSeq, a predicted model, not a curated record
AUGCAAGGCGGCGGGGGAGAUGGCGACACACCUCCGUGUUUCUGCCUCGUCUUGGCGGAGCCGGAGGCGUUGGAGCUCGCGGAAUGGGUGCGUGACGUCGUAGCGGAACGUUUAACGCCCCCUGUUAAUAGGGUGGUGCUCCGCAACGUUGGUGCGUCGUCAGGUGACGAGUACCGCUUCCACGCCGCUGCGUUGCUUUCAUUGGGGCAGGUGGCGGCAGACAUCAUCCGUCCCACCGGCGGCACCAGGAACGAGACUGCUGUGACGGCAUCCAAGACAGUGAAGGCGGUUUGCCUCGUCAUUGCGGUGUUCUGGGACGGACAGAGCGAGUCCGUUAAGGCGGAAUUUACUCGUCUCAGAGAACUUUCGGAUGUCAAGAAAAGCACCGAUGCAAACGAGGAUAAAAAUAGGAAUGCGGAGAAGGACAUCGACGACAGUCACUUAAGUCAACUGCAGUUCUCGGAGACGCAGUUUAUUUUGCAGGCGCUUAGCGCCAAGAAGGGUGAACACACAUUGAAAGAAAACAGUGAGGCUUUGGUGAGUAGUCUUCGAAAAAAGUUGACUCUUAGCACCGCUGUACGGUACGUUGACCCACAAAAUAGUGAAUCGCUGGCGUUGAGUAGAAAUAUGUCGGCAACGUCAUGCUUUUUGGCGCCACCGGCGUCAUGCGAUGGGAAGGGAACUGUCAUUGGAAGGGAGGAUUUCAGCGAGUCCACCAUCGCGGCGUCUAUCACGGAGGGUCAAGGGGAAUGUUUUUUUCUUGUUUCUGGACGUAGCAUGGAGGAAUUUCAGCAGCGUGUUGCUCAGUUCCGGGAGUCUGUAAGAAGCCUUGGCGUUGGCUGCAUGCCAUUGGUAGAAGGGCCGCGUGGGAUUCAGGGGACAGGCAGCAACGACGUCAACAGCAACAGUACUAUUAAGAGUAGUCAUGGUAGCGGUGGUGUGGGAAACGGAACCGGGAAUAAAAGGGCGAAGAUUAUUGCGCAGGAAUUUCUUGUUCGUCAGAGUGAGUCGGAAACGCACAUUGACCUACGCCUUGCCAUGUGCGGUAAUGUAGACAGCGGCAAAUCAACACUCACGUCCGUUCUUACGCGUGGUUGUCGUGACGACGGACGAGGUUCCGCACGUGCAUUUGUCUUUAAGCACAAACAUGAGGCGACAACGGGGCGCACUUCAAGCAUCAGCGAGAAUUUCCUUGGACUCUCCUCGACAGGAGAAGUAGUGAACUACACCAUUCCCGCACUAAAGCGCCUGGGCGGUGGUGGUGGAAUUUCCGCCGGGCAGCUUGCACAGGAGGUGGUGGCGCAGAGUGCAAAGGUACUCACGCUAUACGACCUCGCCGGUCACGAGCGUUACCUCAAGACGACGGUGCUCGGUAUGACUCGAAAUAUGCCUGACUACGCCUGCAUCGUGAUCAGUGCAAACAAUGGCAUUCAACGCAUGACAAAAGAACACAUUGCCCUUUGCCUUGCACUUAAGAUUCCUUUUUUUGUGGUCGUUACUCGUAUUGACUCUACCCCGGAAAACGUUCGACAGGAGACGUUGAAAAGCAUUAAUAAGUUGCUUAAAAUUCCGACCGUGAGGAAAUUGCCCUACCCGGUGCGUCGUAUAGAAGACGUUGUGCUUUCUGCGAAAAACCUGCGUAUCGACCGCAUAGUGCCUAUUUUUGAGGUGAGCAACGUUACAGGGGACGGUAUUCAGGACUUGAUUCGUUUCUUAAAUCUCCUCCCUCUGCGAAAAGAUUGGCGCAAGGCCCGGAUGCAACCUCGAGAAAUGGUGAUUGACAGCACAUUCUUUGUGACCGGCGUUGGCACGGUUGUUGGAGGGAUUGUGACGCAAGGCGUAUUUCACGUGAAUGACGCAGUGCUUCUUGGCCCAGACAGUUUUGGCGCGUACCGCACGGUGCACAUCAAAUCCAUUCAUGUGAAGGGCAUGGAACAGCAGGAGGCGGUGGCUGGUUGCGACGCCGCAUUUUGCCUCAAGAAGGAGAAGCGUAACGCCAUACGCAAAGGCAACAUUCUCGCCGACCCGCACCACCCGGUUGCGGCAUAUUGGCAGUUUGAGGCGGAUGUCACAAUCCUCUACCACUCCACUACGAUAUUGGUGAACUAUGAGCCUGUCAUUCACUCCGCCACCGUGCGGCAGUCCGCUCGCAUCGUGUACGUGGCGCAGGAGGUUCUCCGCACCGGCGAUCGGUCACUCGUGCGGUUUCAUUUUCUCUACCGUCCCGAGUUCAUGAAGGUGGGGCAGCAGCUCAUCUUCCGUGAGGGGCGCACGAAGGGGAUUGGAACCGUGACGAAAGUCAUCGUUGACCGGAUGGAGUCGCUUCUGGUAAAGAGGCGGCUGCGGUAG